CUUUACCUGUUUUCGCCCUCUGAGCUGAGAAGGUUUACCCCCGACACGGCGACUCUCCUCCAGCUGUGGAGUGACACCGGGACCGUUGUGAACUUAUCGGGAGGAGCAGCUCAGUACAUGUCGGUUAACGUUUGUAUCCAGAGCCACCGAGCCAGUUGUUAGCCCCGACACAAAGACUGAAGCUCAGCAAGCUAAAUAACCAACACACCGGUCAUAGCUUUGUACAAAUGGAUGCGUUUCAGAAGGUGGAGAAGAUCGGAGAGGGGACGUAUGGAGUGGUGUACAAAGCCAAGAACAAAGUCACUGGAGAGACUGUCGCUCUCAAGAAAAUCAGACUGGACACGGAAACAGAGGGUGUACCGAGCACUGCCAUCAGAGAGAUUUCUCUUCUCAAAGAACUCAGUCACCCAAAUAUUGUCAAGUUGCGGGAUGUUAUCCACACGGAGAACAAACUCUACCUUGUGUUUGAGUUCCUUCAUCAAGAUUUGAAGAAGUUCAUGGACUCUUCGUCAGUCACCGGUUUCCCACUGCCUCUGGUUAAGAGUUAUCUUUACCAGCUGCUGCAAGGUUUGGCCUUCUGCCACUCUCACAGGGUUCUUCAUCGGGACCUAAAACCUCAGAACCUCCUCAUCAACGCUCAGGGUGAGAUCAAGCUGGCUGACUUCGGCCUGGCAAGAGCCUUCGGGGUGCCUGUUCGCACAUACACACAUGAGGUGGUAACACUUUGGUACAGAGCACCAGAAAUUCUCCUGGGCUGCAAAUAUUACUCCACAGCUGUCGACAUCUGGAGUCUGGGAUGCAUCUUUGCUGAAAUGAUCACCAGGAGGGCCUUAUUCCCUGGCGACUCAGAGAUUGAUCAGUUAUUCCGAAUCUUCCGCACCCUGGGCACACCAGAUGAGACCGUGUGGCCAGGAGUAACGUCCAUGCCCGACUACAAACCAUCUUUCCCCAAGUGGGCCCGGCAGGAUUUAUCCAAAGUGGUGCCUCUUCUUGAUGAGGAUGGAAGAGAACUGCUUGGAGAAAUGCUGAAUUAUGACCCAAACAAAAGGUUAUCUGCCAAAAACGCUCUUGCACAUCGAUUCUUCCGUGACGUCACCAUGCAAGUUCCUCAUCUGAGACUCUGAGUUAUGCAAAAUAUUUGGCUAUUUUAACGUCUAAGCAAUAAGGACAUCACUUCAGGCCAAUGACUGGAACGGACAAACAAAGUGGACACUACAGGACGUGUCGUAUAUUUGAUACGAUACUUAAAACCAGUUUCUAGAAGGUAGAUGUCCCGAGAGUUUUGCUGUUUUUUC
Messenger RNA from Scomber japonicus (chub mackerel), 1295 nucleotides. It is a transcript of the gene cdk2, whose product is annotated as cyclin-dependent kinase 2. The coding region runs from base 228 to 1124 and encodes 298 amino acids. Gene Ontology annotation, molecular function: ATP binding; cyclin binding; cyclin-dependent protein serine/threonine kinase activity. Gene Ontology annotation, biological process: regulation of gene expression; regulation of G2/M transition of mitotic cell cycle; protein phosphorylation. The record is from RefSeq and is a predicted model, not a curated record. Lineage: Eukaryota; Metazoa; Chordata; Actinopteri; Scombriformes; Scombridae. Gene Ontology annotation, cellular component: cyclin-dependent protein kinase holoenzyme complex; cytoplasm; nucleus. The transcript is spliced from 7 exons.